Molecule: messenger RNA, 708 nt
Organism: Phaeoacremonium minimum UCRPA7
Lineage: Eukaryota; Fungi; Ascomycota; Sordariomycetes; Togniniales; Togniniaceae
Product: putative ornithine carbamoyltransferase protein
Exons: 3
Coding region: 1-708 (235 amino acids)
Biological process (GO): L-citrulline biosynthetic process
Cellular component (GO): mitochondrion
Molecular function (GO): amino acid binding; ornithine carbamoyltransferase activity
Source: RefSeq, a predicted model, not a curated record
AUGACAUCCAACUCGGAGUAUGAGCGCACUCUAGUAGGCCAGGUUGGCCCUCAUUCUGACGUGGCCAACCUGGCCAAGGAUUCCAGCGUUCCCGUCAUCAAUGCUCUCUCGGACGAUUUCCACCCUCUACAGAUCAUCGCCGACUUUCUCACCAUCCAUGAAGCGUUCCCCUCAUCUUCGUCAACGGGGGGAAGCUUAGGCCUGGAAGGUCUCAAGAUCGCCUGGGUUGGUGACUCAAAUAAUGUCCUCUUCGACUUAGCGAUAGCAUGUGUCAAACUCGGUGUUGACAUCUCUGUUGCCUCACCCAGUGGCUACGGCAUCCCAACUGCCAUGAAGCAAUUCGUCCUCUCCGCGGCAUCUGACGUGAAGACACCUGGAUCGCUGACGGAGACCACCGUCCCUGAAGAAGCGAUCAAAGAUGCUGACAUCCUCGUAACGGACACGUGGGUGUCAAUGGGCCAAGAAGCAGAGGCCAAGAAGCGGCUGGAAGCUUUCGCUGGAUAUCAGAUCACGAAUGAGCUUGCAAAGAGGGGUGGAGCGAAGGCCGAUUGGAAGUUUAUGCACUGCCUGCCGAGGCAUCCUGAGGAAGUAGCAGAUGAAGUCUUCUACAGUGAUCGAUCUCUCGUCUUCCCAGAGGCCGAGAACCGCUUGUGGUCUGCAGUCGCUGCUUUGGAGGCGUUUGUGGUAAAGAAGGGAAAGAUCGUAUGA